Diceros bicornis minor is the source of this 1518-nucleotide messenger RNA. RefSeq names its product G protein-coupled receptor 37 like 1 (gene GPR37L1). Gene Ontology annotation, molecular function: G protein-coupled peptide receptor activity. The transcript is spliced from 2 exons. The record is from RefSeq and is a predicted model, not a curated record. Gene Ontology annotation, biological process: adenylate cyclase-inhibiting G protein-coupled receptor signaling pathway; positive regulation of MAPK cascade. Gene Ontology annotation, cellular component: plasma membrane; signaling receptor complex. The coding region runs from base 72 to 1517 and encodes 481 amino acids. NCBI's taxonomy places the organism in Eukaryota, Metazoa, Chordata, Mammalia, Perissodactyla, Rhinocerotidae.
GUCAGCCCCGCACUUGGGUCCCCUGCCCUCACCUGCUGUCUGUGGGGCGGCUGCCUCCUUCUCAUCUGGCCAUGCAGUGGCUGUGGCCGCUGGCUGUCUCCCUUGCUGUGGUGUCAGCUGCAGGGCUGAGUGGAGUCUCUGGGGGAGCCCCCCUGCCCUUGGGCAGGCACAGAGCCGAGGCCUGGGAGCAGCAGAGUCGGUCCAAGAGAGGCAGCGAGGACGAGGAGGCCAAGGGGGUGCAGCAGUAUGCGCCCGAGGAGUGGGCUGAGUACCCCCGGCCCAUCCACCCUGCUGGCCUGCAACCCACCAAGCCCUUGGUGGCCACCAGCCCCACCCCAGACAAGGACGGGGGCAUCCCGCGCAGCAGGCAGGAGCCUCGGGGCAAUCUGACCGGGCCGCCGGGCCAGAGGCUGCAGAUUCAGAACCCCCUGUACCCGGUGACUGAGAGCUCCUACAGCGCCUACUCCAUCAUGCUCCUGGCCCUGGUGGUCUUUGCCGUGGGCAUCGUGGGCAACCUGUCCGUCAUGUGCAUUGUGUGGCAUAGCUACUACCUGAAGAGCGCCUGGAACUCCAUCCUUGCGAGCCUGGCCCUCUGGGAUUUCCUGGUCCUCUUCUUCUGCCUCCCUGUUGUCAUCUUCAACGAGAUCACCAAGCAGAGGUUGCUAGGUGACAUUUCUUGCCGGGCCGUGCCCUUCAUGGAGGUCUCCUCUCUGGGCGUCACCACCUUCAGCCUCUGUGCCCUGGGCAUCGACCGCUUCCACGUGGCCACCAGCACCCUGCCCAAGGUGAGGCCCAUCGAGCGGUGCCAGUCCAUCCUGGCCAAGCUGGCUGUCAUCUGGGUGGGCUCCAUGACGCUGGCCAUGCCCGAGCUCCUGCUGUGGCAGCUGGCACAGGAGCCCGCCCCCACCACGGGCAGUGUGGACACCUGCAUCAUGAAACCCUCCGCCAGCCUGCCCGAGUCCCUCUACUCGCUGGUCAUGACCUACCAGAACGCCCGCAUGUGGUGGUACUUCGGCUGCUACUUCUGCCUGCCCAUCCUCUUCACGGUCACCUGCCAGCUAGUGACGUGGCGGGUGCGGGGCCCCCCGGGGAGGAAGCCAGAGUGCCGGGCAGACAAGCACGAGCAGUGCGAGAGCCAGCUCAACAGCACCGUGGUGGGCCUGACCGUGGUCUAUGCCCUGUGCACCCUCCCGGAGAACGUCUGCAACAUCGUGGUGGCCUACCUCUCCACAGAGCUGACCCGCCAGACCCUGGACCUCCUGGGCCUCAUCAACCAGUUCUCCACCUUCUUCAAGGGGGCCAUCACCCCCGUGCUCCUCCUGUGCAUCUGCCGGCCGCUGGGCCAGGCCUUCCUGGACUGCUGCUGCUGCUGCUGCUGCGAUGAGUGUGGCGGGGCCUCCGGGGCCUCGGCCGCUGACGGCUCGGACAGCAAGCUCAAGACCGAGAUGUCCUCCUCCAUCUACUUUCACAAGCCCAGGGAGUCGCCCCCACUCCUGCCCCUGGGCACACCUUGCUGAG